UCCAUUUCUGUUUCAGCCGCUAAUCUUCUCUUCCAAUACUAUCCCCAUUUUCCUCAAUUUUAUUCCCUGGAAUUUUCCCGAGAAAAUUAGUAAUCCUCAUUUUCCUUUUCUAUUCCCUCAGUUUUCUUUUUCAAUUUUACCUUCUUAAAAAUUGUGCCUUUGCAUGUUGAGGGAAUCUUUCAGGGAAUAGUUUUGUUGCCGAUUUUCAGAUUUGGAAAAUUUUCCAUUUCUGUUUUCACCAAAUUGUUAAGCUUCUCCUGAACGUUCAUCGUGGAGAGUUUCGGGUCGGGUCGGGUCGUUAAAGGCGGGUUUCACGGCGGUGACAGAUUCACCUUCUGCUUCUUUUGAGGGGGUUAUAGCCCCGAGGCUCUUUUGCCUCGGCGGGUUUCAAAAUCCCCCAAUCUUCACGAAUUCUGUGGAAAGAAAAUUACAGAUUCAGUUUUCUCAUUUUUGAUUGAAAAUUGAUUCUCCAAUUUUGCUCUCGCUUUCGAAAAAAUUCGUUUAUUAUUAAAUUGUGAUCGUCGCUGAAGGAAGAAGAAGAAGAUGCCUGCUCUAGCUUUCGUUGAUACCCCCGUCGAUGCCUUUCCCGGUGACUGCUCCGGCGUCUUCAUCCCGGCGUCGCCAAAUUCCGCCGCCGUUGUUGACACCACCUGCCACUGGUCUCCGUCGCUCUCAGCCUCGCUUUACCGAAUCGACGGAUGGGGAGAUCCGUAUUUCGCCGCGAAUUCCUCGGGCAACAUCUCCGUUCGACCUCACGGCUCAAACACUUUGCCUCACCAAGACAUCGAUUUGAUGAAGGUCGUUAAGAAAGCUACGGAUCCGAAAUCCUCCGGUGGUUUAGCUUUGCAGCUUCCUCUCAUCGUCAGGUUCCCUGACGUUCUGAAGAAUCGACUCGAGUGUUUACAAUCGGCGUUUGAUUUCGCGAUCCAGACCCAAGGCUACGAUUCUCAUUACCAAGGUGUGUUUCCGGUGAAAUGUAACCAGGAUCGAUUCAUCAUCGAAGAUAUCGUCGAGUUCGGAUCGAGUUUCCGGUUUGGUUUGGAAGCUGGUUCGAAGCCUGAGAUCCUUCUCGCUAUGAGCUGUUUGUGUAAAGGUAAUCCUGAUGCGUUUCUCGUCUGUAAUGGUUUCAAAGACUCUGAGUAUAUCUCAUUGGCUUUGCUUGGGAGGAAGCUUGAAUUAAACACAGUGAUUGUUCUUGAGCAAGAAGAAGAGCUUGAAUUGGUUAUCGAUUUGAGCAAGAAGAUGAACGUGAGGCCUGUGAUUGGGUUACGAGCCAAGCUGAGAACGAAACACUCAGGUCAUUUUGGUUCCACUUCUGGUGAGAAAGGCAAGUUUGGUUUGACCACUGUCCAGAUCGUUCGUGUGGUUCGUAAGCUUCGUCAAGUUGGUAUGCUUGAUUGCCUCAAGCUUCUGCAUUUUCACAUCGGUUCACAGAUUCCAUCAACGGCUUUGCUCUCCGACGGUGUUGCUGAGGCUGCGCAGCUUUACUGUGAGCUUACCCGUCUCGGUGCUUGUAUGGAAGUAAUCGACAUUGGUGGUGGGUUAGGGAUCGAUUACGACGGGUCUAAAUCCGGUGAAUCGGAUCUCUCUGUUGCUUACAGUCUCGAGGAGUAUGCUUCAGCUGUUGUUUCGUCAAUUAGGUUCGUUUGCGAUUCGAAAUCCGUGAAGCAUCCGGUGAUUUGCAGCGAGAGUGGUCGAGCCAUUGUCUCUCAUCAUUCAGUGUUGAUCUUUGAAGCAGUCUCAGCUGGUCAACAACAUGAGACCCCAAGUGAUGUUCAGUUCUUGCUUGAAGGCUACUCAGAGGAAGCUCGAGGUGAUUACGAGAAUCUUUACGGUGCUGCGAUGCGUGGUGAUCGAGAAAGCUGUUUGCUUUACGUUGAUCAGCUGAAACAGAGAUGUGUUGAAGGGUUUAAAGAAGGUAACUUGAGCAUCGAACAGUUAGCUGGUGUUGAUGGUUUAUGCGAGUGGGUGGUUAAAGCCAUUGGUGCAUCGGAUCCGGUUCUUACUUACCAUGUUAAUCUCUCGGUUUUCACUUCGAUUCCUGAUUUCUGGGGGAUUGAUCAGCUGUUUCCUAUAGUUCCAAUCCAUAAGCUUGAUCAAAGGCCUUUGGCGAGAGGGAUCUUAUCUGAUUUGACUUGUGACAGCGACGGGAAGAUCAACAAGUUCAUAGGAGGAGAGUCUAGCUUGCCAUUGCACGAGCUGGACAACAAUGGUGGCGGGAGAUACUAUUUGGGAAUGUUUCUUGGUGGGGCUUAUGAGGAAGCUCUUGGUGGAGUACACAAUUUGUUUGGUGGACCAAGCGUGGUUCGGGUUUUGCAGAGCGAUGGACCUCAUGGAUUCGCGGUGACUCGUGCUGUGAUGGGCCAAUCUUCUGCGGAUGUGCUUAGAGCGAUGCAACACGAGCCUGAGCUAAUGUUUCAGACUCUUAAACACCGAGCUGAGGAGUUAUCUUCGGUUCACAAGGCUGGUGGUGGUGGUGAUAAGGGAAAUGAGAAACUAGCUGCAUCUUGUCUUGCUCGUUCAUUCGACAACAUGCCUUACCUUUCCAUGGAAACGUCCACAAACGCUCUCACUGCAGCGAUUAAUGACUUAGGCGUUUACUACUGCGAUGAAGCAGCGGUUGGUGGUGGCGGCGGCUGCGGCAAGGAUGGGAAAUGGUCUUAUUUCGGUGGAUCCGACACAUUUGACUUUUGAUCUUCACCGUACGAUCUUAGAUCCCAUUUGUCUUUAUGUUCUGUUUUUAAGUUUAAAGUUGUUUCUUUGUAAACUCUUAGCAAAUUUUUAAUAAUAAUUUAUAAACUAGUGUUUUAACAGUUAGCAAUCUAAACUGUUAACCAUGUU
Eutrema salsugineum is the source of this 2841-nucleotide messenger RNA. RefSeq names its product arginine decarboxylase. Gene Ontology annotation, molecular function: arginine decarboxylase activity. The record is from RefSeq and is a predicted model, not a curated record. Bases 544 to 2694 code for a protein of 716 amino acids. The transcript has a single exon. NCBI's taxonomy places the organism in Eukaryota, Viridiplantae, Streptophyta, Magnoliopsida, Brassicales, Brassicaceae. Gene Ontology annotation, biological process: spermidine biosynthetic process; L-arginine catabolic process.